This is a messenger RNA of Microplitis demolitor, 2950 nucleotides long. Its product is annotated as NF-kappa-B inhibitor cactus. The coding region runs from base 534 to 1058 and encodes 174 amino acids. The record is from RefSeq and is a predicted model, not a curated record. The transcript has a single exon. Gene Ontology annotation, molecular function: protein binding. Lineage: Eukaryota; Metazoa; Arthropoda; Insecta; Hymenoptera; Braconidae.
GGUUUGGCUAUCAAUCAUUUGCAAAUUGAAACCCCCGAUUCCAACUUUACCUAUCUCAAUCUCCUUGGGAAUGAAGAAGCCACAAAAUCCUGACCCUGAAAAUAGCGCAAAGUCAUAAAGACAGGGUGAGGAUUUUGAAAUGAAGGCAUCCUCAUUAAAGAAUUAGACCGAGGUUUAGUUAUGAACUUUCUCUUGUAUUAAGCCCAAAUAUUUUAAUGCGCAUCAACAUUAAUUGCAUUCAAAAUGAAAAAAAGUGCUACACAUUUAAGUAAAACUGAUUGGCAUAAUAAAUUGCAAUUGAUGAUGUCACGUUAUCGUACGACUGGACAGAAAUAAACAAACGAUAGCCUAUGACCCCUACGUGAGCAUUAGGGAUAUCCGAAACCAGACUUCGUAAACAAGUAGUGUUAUCAAUGUAUACUAGACAUUCAUAACACUCCCACCCAAAAUGAUUUAAAUAAACAAUCCAGAUAAAAUGUAUUAGUUCUUACAUAGAGCUCAUCCGGGAUAGAACAGAAAAAUAUUUCUCAGCGAUGGAUAGUUCAGAUAGUUCAAAUCUUCAGUAUCUGUUUGAUACGAACUGGAAGCGACAUGAGGCAUAUACUGGAGAGAAUAUUUUUCACGUCAUUGCAAAAAAAGGAUGGUUGAAGAUGCUGUGUGCAUUUGAGGGGCUCGUAGAUGAAAAAACCAAAGAAAGGCUGCGAAAGCGAAACUAUCACGGCAAUACUUGCCUUCACAUUGCAACGGAGGAACAUAGAGGACGGCAAGCUAUAUGGUUAAUAGAAAAGUUAGUGGAAUAUGGAGCAGAUCUUGAUGAAAAAAAGCAUUGUGAUGGUGAUACUGUACUCCACAUGGCAGUAAAAAAGGGAGACUAUAAACUAGCUACAUGGAUGUGUCAGCAGCUAAGUAUCGAUUUGGAAGUAGAAAAUUAUCGCAGCCUCACGGCGUUUCAAGUAGCAUUGAAAAGAGGUGACGAAAAGAUGAUGGAGAUACUUGAAACCCAUGGCGCAAUUAUUCAGGAAGUAACCGACAGUGAAGAAGAAAAAAGGGAUUCAUAAUAGUAACUGACAGGGUGGAAAACAAGUCGUGUAAACAUAAGUGUUGAGACGUGACGCAAAUAGGAUAAGUGUCUUGUCGGGUAACUACUAGGAUAGACAAUGUAGAGUUAGUUAGUGUUAUUUUUUUAUUGGAGUAAGUAAUUAAUCACAUCCAAUAUGGGAGAGUUAAGACUUAAUAUUAGCAGACAUAAGUCUGCGGUAAAACCUUAAUACGUAGAUUUAUAUAGUAAACUAAUUAUAGCUUAGAUUCUAGUAUAGAUAGUAAACUAUAGUAAGACUCUGGUCUUGUAAACUUAGUUUAUACUUUAAGAAGCGACUAUAAUGUAAGAGAUGAUGUAAUUACUGUUAUCGUACCUUAUCUUAAUGUGGUUUGAACUUUAGAACCAAAAUGGACGAACAAGAACCGAAUAUUAUAAGUUUUUUGUUGAAAUAUUAUAAUUAAUUAUAUUGUAAUUUACUGUAUGUAACUUGUUUGUGAAUCUCCAAAGAGUCUUUGAUUUUCUAGAUGUAGGGUAUAUGGUUUCGAAUCCCGGCUAGAACAAGAUUUUUUCCACCUAUCCCAGGUUAUUACUUCGGGAGGUCGCCACAAGGAAACCGCCUGUACUCGGCCAGGUUUUCUUGGGUUUUCCUGGUCGUUGUGGUAGGCUUGUUUACAAGCCUAAAACAAGUAGAUGCAGUACAGUGAAGUAAGUCGGUCCCAACCGCAAAAGUAGGUAGGUCUUUAGGAAACAAACUAGCAGAUUUUAAUGGCAAAAACGCUCUCUCUCCUCCGCCGUAAAAGGCAGAUAAUAGGUAAUAACUGGCAGAUAAUAGAGGAAGGUAGUUGAAGACAAAAGUGUUGAAAAUUCUACAGAAGAUGUAUACUGCAACCCGCUAAUAAUAAUAACUCAAUACAUAGAUCUAUAUGUCAUAUAAAUGGCAGUUUGUUUGUAAAUCGUGCGUAUCAUAUAAGUUUUUAUGUUGUAUUUUAUUUUUCAUGUUUAUAAUAAAAAUAACUAAAACUAAUACGCUUUUUUUCUUCAACUUCAAUACCAUACUUCCAACUUCGAUUUCAGUGCGAUAGUGAAAUAUAACAGGGCCCUGAGGUCGCGCUGUUUUCACUGACACUCUGUCAAGUAAUGAACCUACCGUUCAGAAAUCUAACAAUGGUCACUUUUAGUUUUUGAAACUGACAAUUUCUUGAUGGAGUCCAAUCCUGGUCGACCUUAGUUAAUUUGUAUGGGGAUCUCAUACAAAACUGAGAAUCGUUUACUAGGAUUGCAACCCAUCAAGAAAUUUUCUUACUUGACAUAGAGUAAGUAAAACAACAAAUGACGUCAAGACGAACCUGCUGCUGACAUAAUUCCCGGUGUGCUGAAUUAACGAGUCGAACAUAUGGGAUACGACAUGGGUUAUAAUGAAAUACUACUAGUGAAUGAAAUUCAAAUUAUAUAGCUUUUUAAAUUACGAGUAUGAUAAAAUAAUAUUAUUAAUUUGAAUGGUUGUAUCUAUUAACAAUACUGAGUCGUUAACAUUAACUAAAGACUCUGUCAGUUUAUCUUAUAUAUAUAAUGAAAAGUUUUCUAUCAAAUUUCUUGGUCUUGGCUGUUUACUAAGCUACCAAGAAAAUAGCUGAAACAGUUUAGCAUGCAAAACAAUGUUGGAUCCAUAAACUCUCAUAAUGUCAUAUAUAUUAUUUUACUAGAAAAUAAAUACUUACUAUAUGUUGAGAUGAGCUAAAAUUGUGAUAUCAAAUUGAUUAUAUUUUUUUAUGCUUUAUAAAUAACGUAUUUCAGUAUAAUUUGGAGAUUCUCAAAAACUGUAUUCAUUAAUUCGACAUAACACAAUUUCUUUAAAACUCCAAUGUUUUUAAAUUAAUUUUUUAAUUAAUGUGUUAUAAUAGUAACAUAAAG